Molecule: messenger RNA, 750 nt
Organism: Ruditapes philippinarum (Manila clam)
Lineage: Eukaryota; Metazoa; Mollusca; Bivalvia; Venerida; Veneridae
Exons: 4
Coding region: 1-750 (249 amino acids)
Source: RefSeq, a predicted model, not a curated record
AUGCCGAUGAUGGCAGAAAUGUAUUUUCGAGGUUGCCGUUGUAGGCAGAAGUGUAUUUUCGAGGCUGUCGCCAAUACAAAUAUAUCGCCAAAGACCCGAAUUCGUUCUGUUCCCUCUGACAGAGCAUUUAAAGAAGUUCAAUUUAAGUUUACGCGGGAACAGAGUUUACCAAGGGCUGCAGAGGAGAAAUAUCGCGACGAUUUUUCUGACUUAAGCGAUGAAGAAUUAGAAGAGCUGGAACAAAAGCCAACAAAUACACCAAAGAAGGAAACAGAAGAAUUGACAGAUGAUAUACGUACAAUUUUGGAUGAGAAAGAGGAAAAUGAUAUAGAGUCAAUGGUAGUAUCAACCAAAAAAGGAGUGGACAGUACAAACAAGAAAAUGAAAAACGAGGCGGAAACUAAGAUAAGCCUAGGAUGUGACACUCGACAAGAGAAAGCUGAGGCAAAGAGAAACGAGAAACUUUCUAAAAAGAAAGUACUAGCAAGAGAGCACCAGAGAAAAAAAAAUGAAUGUAAGCAACGACAAGAUGAGGCCGAACAGAGGUUCUGGGAAAAAGUUCGUAACAAGGCGAGAUACCGACGGGCAGAUGCUGAAAGAAAUCGAAGCAGAAUGUCGUCGCAAAGGUCUAGCAUUAGCCGGAUGUCAACAAGAGCAUGCCGAUCACUGGCACUUUCCUCCUUCUCCUCAGAAGAGUCGCUCGCCGACGAGGGCAAUAAGAAAGCCCUCAAGGUCGGCAGCUCUCACUAA